Eimeria mitis is the source of this 1209-nucleotide messenger RNA. RefSeq lists its product as uncharacterized. Lineage: Eukaryota; Apicomplexa; Conoidasida; Eucoccidiorida; Eimeriidae. The transcript has 2 exons. The record is from RefSeq and is a predicted model, not a curated record. The coding region runs from base 1 to 1209 and encodes 402 amino acids.
AUGGGAAAUAUGAGGCGCAUUGCAGGCGACUUGUCGCCAAAAGCUUCGGACCCGCUUGAGGUCGCAGGGGAAGGAACAGAUCCCGCCCCAGAGAACGCAGACAACAGUGGCAUCGCUGCCACAGCAGGUGGAGCUUCUCCUUCCUGGAGGUACCGCGGGAAUUCGUCCGUGAAGGCGUCACAGUCACUGAAGGCGUCACAGCUGGGACUUGUCGAUGUGUCACAGUCGUCACUGGACGAAGCGUCACAGCCGUCACUGCACGAGACGUCACAGCUACCACUGGACGAUGUGAGCAUGCAGAAGUACAUGAACGACUUGAAUGAGGCAGCAGAGGAAAUGCAAGAGGCUUUCUCCUCAGAAUCGAGCGUGCUUCAAAAUUUUCAACUACACUUCUCACCGUCGCUUGAGGAUGGUCAAAGUCUCCCGGGAUACCCUCUGGCGUUUAUCAGAGACCACGUUGCCAAGAUGCAAGAGUGCGAAAUUCCAUCUGCUUCUUCUCUGCAGGCACGGCUGGACUUCGCCCAACACCUGCAGCUAUUACGGAGCAUUUGCCGCACAGUGGCUCUUCGCUUCAAGGAGUUGGAAUUGUUCAACACUGUGGAUCAGGAUUUAGGCGUGGCGAAUCCUUUUCUUGUUUCCGACCACGGCGAGGAUUAUAGUGACAGUGAAGCUCCUAUAGACUUUCGAGCAAUGGCAAAAUACGACUGGGAAGCUUCUACCUUUCUGAAAUCCUUCGGGCUGUUUGGGGGUGGUAGAACACGAGUAAAUGGAACCUUAGCUGACAAACUCAGAUGGAUAUUGGAGAUUGAGAAGAAAUUUAACGACGCCAACUUGAACGCCCGAUAUUAUUUCAUGGAGUUUCUUCAACCGUUUGAAGGCGACGGCGCUUUCAACCCCGCUCAUGCCCCUGCUGAACACCAGAUUCCAUACACUGGAAAGACAUUUCGAACGGGAUCUCUUGCACAAGCAGCUGCGCAGAUAUUCAGUGAAUCCGAUACCACUACGAAUUACGCAUACAUACGAAAGCUGAACCGAAUUGCAGAUAAUUGGACGAACGAAGACGUAGCCGUAUCUGUGAAGCAGCAAGAGAAGGAAAAUGUGGACAGUGUUCAAACCAGGCUGAAGACUAAGAGGGAGCUUAUGCGACGGCUGCUAAGCCAAGGCAUACCAGAGGAUGAUCUGGUGAUGAUUGCAUUGUUCCUUUUAUAA